Molecule: messenger RNA, 309 nt
Organism: Halteromyces radiatus
Lineage: Eukaryota; Fungi; Mucoromycota; Mucoromycetes; Mucorales; Cunninghamellaceae
Exons: 2
Coding region: 1-309 (102 amino acids)
Source: RefSeq, a predicted model, not a curated record
AUGGAAUCUCUACAAUUUGACUCAUCUCAUGUUUACUUUGGAAUGACCAGAAAGGAAAUUAUUCUUUAUAAAAAGCGGAAAAAGUUGCUGCUCUUGGUCUGCCCAUCCACACUGGCUCGUCAUGGACUACCUACCCGAUUGACUGGACGCUGUCGUGAUAUUUUGAAGAGAGCAGAACGUCGAGGUGAACUUAUCGUCUUAGAUGUCAACGAAUAUAACACGAGCAAGGUCUGUUCAAGAUGCGGUGAAAAAGCUUUUUUUUUUAUCUGUCGGUGUUCUCAAUUUCAAAUGGAAAAAACUCUAUCAUGA